ACGGAUCGCCUAAAAUGGAGGAAACAUCGAAAAACUUUCAAGAUUUCACAGAUCUUAUCGGUGGAUUUGGAAGAUGGCAAAAAACUUUAAUCGGGAUAUCAGUAUGGAAUGUCGCUGUCUUUGCAAUAUGCAAUUUAAAUUGGCCAUUCUUGGCAUAUAGAGUGGAUUAUUGGUGUGCGAGAACAUCAAAAUACAUGAACAUGUCCGUGGAAGAAUGGAAAAAUAUCAGCGCACCCAUGGAGAUAAGAAACGGGAGAACAACACAUAGUCGAUGUGAAAUAUACGAUAUUAACGAUGAGAAAUAUGAAAAGAACUUUUCCAAUAUUCCUUGUCGUUCGUGGGAAUACGAUCAUUCACAAUACAGAUAUAGUGUCAUUGAAAAGUGGGAUUUAGUUUGUGAAAAUUCUUGGUUGAGUUCACUGGCUGGCUCUUCUUACUUCGUGGGAUUCUUCGUUUCCGGUAUCGUAUCUGGCCAGAUAUCCGAUAGAUAUGGAAGAAGACCAGUAAUAAUAUCGGGUCUCGUGCUUCACAUUACUUUUGGAAUUCUUUGCUCAUUUUCUCCAUAUUACUGGAUGUUCAUUGUAUCUCGUUUUUUCUUCUCUGCAGGAAUCUCUGCCUCUAAUCUAACUUACAGAAUAUACGUUAUGGAAGUGGUUGGACCAACACACAGAGAAAAAGUCAUAGUAAUUAACAGUUUAGCCUAUUGCAUUGGGAUGCUUAUGAUUACCGGAGUAUCUUGGUUUCUCAAAGAUUCGACUUAUAUUCAGUUAUUCUGCUCUUUGCCGGCUAUUCUCACUCUCAUAUUUAUCAGGUCAGUGAUAAUGUUCGACGCCUACGUAUUGGCUUUGAAUGCUGAUAUGACAGGAGGAAACAUCUUUCUUCUUUUUCUUUUAUUUUCCUUAUUACAAGCUUGCGUUUCUGCUGUGUUAAGCAUUAUUUUACCACGCUUUGGAAGGAGAAGUAUUUUGAUGUUUGGAUUCCUUUCAGUGGGCAUUACAUCGUUACUCAUAACAGCCGUUCCAAACGAUCUUGUAUGGCUUAGGAUUGUCUUCGUAGUGUUAUGCAGAUUUUGUACAUCGAUUACAAUAACUACAAUGUAUGGAUUUACUUUAGAAUUAUAUCCUACUGUAAUUCGUAACGUCGGUAUUGGAUCGUGUUCUACAGUCUCUAGAAUCGGAUCAAUCGCUUCACAUUUCAUGAAAGAUCUUAGUGAAAAGGUAAAUUGGAGCAUUCCCUUUGUGACAGUAGGAGUAUUGACUGUUACCUCUGGUUUGUUCAUUUUGCCUUUACGCGAGACCAAAAGUACUCGUUUGAACGAUACCGUUAUGAAUAAUACAGCAGAAAAUGAAGAGACAUUGAAAAAAUUAGACAAGAAGAAUAAAGAAAAAUUACUACAUUAAUAUGAGAAAAUUACUUAAUAUUAAAAAUGCACACCAAGGAUUGCACGAGA
Messenger RNA from Centruroides sculpturatus (bark scorpion), 1450 nucleotides. RefSeq names its product organic cation transporter protein-like. Bases 15 to 1400 code for a protein of 461 amino acids. Gene Ontology annotation, cellular component: membrane. Gene Ontology annotation, molecular function: transmembrane transporter activity. NCBI's taxonomy places the organism in Eukaryota, Metazoa, Arthropoda, Arachnida, Scorpiones, Buthidae. Gene Ontology annotation, biological process: transmembrane transport. The record is from RefSeq and is a predicted model, not a curated record. The transcript is spliced from 9 exons.